Messenger RNA from Penicillium riverlandense, 2427 nucleotides. Its product is annotated as transcription factor domain-containing protein. The transcript has 2 exons. Gene Ontology annotation, biological process: DNA-templated transcription. NCBI's taxonomy places the organism in Eukaryota, Fungi, Ascomycota, Eurotiomycetes, Eurotiales, Aspergillaceae. The record is from RefSeq and is a predicted model, not a curated record. Gene Ontology annotation, molecular function: DNA binding; zinc ion binding. The coding region runs from base 1 to 2427 and encodes 808 amino acids.
AUGUCGACAACCGCAGACAGCCACGCGCUGGCGCUGAAGCGCAAGCUGCAGUACGCGGAUAGUACUCGCCUCGAGCCCGCCGCAAAGCGACAUAGCCUCCCAAGCUAUGACCCCCAGACGCCAUGGUUGAACGAGACGAAGCCCUCCGGGGCCUGGCGAAGAGGAGGAGGUAAUCCUGCCGUGCGCGCCUCUCUACCCCUGGCCAAUAUGGUGUCCGCAGUGCAAGACCUGAUCGAUCCGGACUUCGAUCCGCUGACGGCUAUCUUGGACGAGGAGCCGCGAUUUCUGAAACCGUUGCCGAGUGGUAUUGCGCCGGAGGAUUUGGAGUUUUUGCGAUUUCGGGGUGCGCUCUCGAUCCCUGAGAGUGGUCUCAGGGAUGAACUGCUGCGGUGCUAUAUCCAGUGGGUGCAUAGUUUCAUGCCCGUGCUCAACUUGCAGGAGUUUCUGCGCUGUGUGGCGGAAAACGACCCAGAGGGGAAUGUUAGUCUGCUGCUGUUCCAGGCAGUCAUGUUUGUUGGUACGGCGUUUGUCGACCUCAAGCACUUGCAGGCGGCGGGAUUCUCGACGAGGAAAAGCGCGCGCAAUGCUUUCUUUACGCGGUUACGGCUACUCUAUUCGCUCGAUUGCGAGGAGGAUCGUAUCGUGAUUCUGCAAACACUGCUGCUGAUGACAUAUUGGUCCGACCCGGGAAACAAUCCGCAGCGGGACAUCUGGGACUGGAUUGGGGUUUGCAACACUCAGGCUCAAUCAAUCGGACUGAACAGAGAUCCGUCGUCGGCCGAUAUGGACUCACGGACCCGGCGGCUACGAACUCGGCUCUGGUGGUGUCUAUAUACCAGGGAUCGGCUGAUCGCCCUGGGUGUACGACGCCCAUCACAGGUCAACGAGGGAACGAGCAAUGUGCCGAUGCUGAAGCUGGACGAUUUUGAUUUUGAGCCAUUUGCUUCAUCUGUGGUGGCUAUCUUUCGCUGCCGACAGCUCGAAGAUGUGUCGCACCAGCAACGGCUUGCAACAAUGUUCAUCGAGAAAGUAAAACUCUGUCAGUGUAUUGGCCGGGUAUUGUUCGCACAAUAUACACCAUCUCAGCGUCAGUUUGGAGCCACAGAUCGCACGACCAUCACAAUUGUCCCACGACAGGCCUCAGAGUCCGAAUUCACGCGAUGCAGCCAAAAGCUCGACUCGUGGCUUGCUGGACUGCCCAAAGAUGCACAGUUUCUUCCAACGUCAAAAACCAAUUUUCGGGAUGGCGAAGAUGUGCUUCUGCUGCAUGGUGCCAUGGUGCGCAUGCUUUACCACGCAACAAGCAGCGCGCUGCACCGACCAUGGGCAGCCGUGGCGAAGGAUCAGUCCAAAUCCCGAAUCGAAUGGCGCAAUAAAGCUCGUACCAAGAUGCACGAGGCCGCUGCGGGCAUCACCCACAUCAUUCAAGGCUUGAACCAGCUGAAUUUAACACGCUUCCUUCCGCAAUCCGGCGUGACAGUUAUCCUACCUGCGGCCGUGGCCCAUCUGUCCAAUACCAUGUCCGAUAAUCCAGCUGUGCGUGAGAGCAGCAUGUACAACUUCCGCCGCUGCAUCCAGGUCCUCCAUGGCCUGAAAGACAUCUACCCGGCAGCCGAUAUGGAGGUUGCCAAUAUCGAAGCCGCGAUUAAAAUGCAAGGCGGCAAUUCGGGCGCUUUUUUGCAAAUCAUGCAAUACAACCUUGACUCUGCCUCCAAAACGAGUAGCGAGACGACGCCCACAGCUCAAUCCCCCCACCACCUAAACGACAAACCUAUCACCGACACGAACAACUCCCAACCCCCGCGUCCAAGGGCAACAUCCUUCCAUGAUCAGGAUCCGAAGCUACAGCAGCAGCAGAGGAAACCGAGAGCGCAAACAUUCCACGAACCCUCACGACCUGUCUUCUCUAAUGACUUUGACAACCACUUGCCCAGCACUCCUGGCUCAAAUAAGAACACUUUCCCUUCAACCACAAACGACAGUCCAUUCGACUUCCUCUCCCUCGACGCAGAUCUCUUUAGCAACCUCGUAUCCCCUCCCUCUGGUCUCACAAACACAAACACAUACAUGAACAACCCGCAAAACACAACCAUCUCACCCUCAAACGCCGCAGACUUGGACUCCAUCGACUGGACACAGGAGUUAUUCCGCAACGACGACAAUAAUCUAAGAAACCACUUACAUAACACCAACGACGGGAAGCAGAGCCAGACACAGGAUUUGGAAAUGCACGACCAAGAAGACCUAUUCUCCUUCGCGUUGGAUGAUGACCAGAACAACGAUCAUGAUAUGAUCUUGUCUGGUAGUGGUGGUGGUUCGCAUCAGAGACAGUACUCGACUAGCAGUCACCAUCACCAUCCGCCGGAUAUUACGGGGGAUUUGGAUAAGGAUUUGGGUUUUCAGACGGGUGAUGAAGACAUGUUCUAA